Molecule: messenger RNA, 2639 nt
Organism: Cheilinus undulatus (humphead wrasse)
Lineage: Eukaryota; Metazoa; Chordata; Actinopteri; Labriformes; Labridae
Gene: grik1b
Product: glutamate receptor, ionotropic, kainate 1b
Exons: 16
Coding region: 30-2639 (869 amino acids)
Biological process (GO): synaptic transmission, glutamatergic; monoatomic ion transport; modulation of chemical synaptic transmission
Cellular component (GO): kainate selective glutamate receptor complex; plasma membrane; presynaptic membrane
Molecular function (GO): transmitter-gated monoatomic ion channel activity involved in regulation of postsynaptic membrane potential; kainate selective glutamate receptor activity
Source: RefSeq, a predicted model, not a curated record
AUGUUAAAUUUGACUCUGGAGGGAGGACCAUGGCGAAAAGGAAGGGACUGUUAUUUUCACUUCUGUACUUUAUAGCAGGGUUUUGGCUGACUUCACAGCAAGUCCUAAGAAUUGGGGGUAUCUUUGAAACACUGGAGAAUGAGCCCAUUAGUGUUGAAGAACUGGCCUUUAAAUUUGCUGUGACCAACAUAAACAGGAACCGGACCUUAAUGCCAAACACCACGUUGACCUACGACAUCCAGAGAAUAAACUUAUUCGACAGCUUUGAGGCCUCCAGAAGAGCCUGUGACCAGUUGGCCCUGGGUGUCGGAGCCGUCUUCGGCCCCUCUCACAGCUCCUCUGUCAGUGCGGUCCAGUCUAUUUGUAACGCCCUGGAAGUCCCUCACAUCCAGACCCGCUGGAAACACCCGUCAGUGGACAACAAAGACAGCUUCUACAUCAACCUCUAUCCUGAGUACACGUCCAUCAGCAGAGCCGUGCUGGACAUCGUUCAGUACUACAAGUGGAAGACGGUCACCGUCGUCUACGAGGACGCAACUGGACUUAUCCGCUUGCAAGAAUUGAUCAAAGCUCCAUCCAGAUACAGCAUUAAAAUCAAGAUCCGCCAGCUGCCAACAGGAAGUAAAGAUGCCCGUCCUCUGUUGAAAGAGAUGAAGAAGGGGAAGGAGUUUUAUGUCAUCUUUGACUGCUCUUAUCAAACAUCAGCUGAUGUUCUCAAACAGAUCCUGUCCAUGGGGAUGAUGACUGAAUAUUACCACUUCUUUUUCACCACACUGGACCUGUUUGCCCUCGACCUGGAGCCGUACCGCUACAGCGGGGUCAACAUGACAGGCUUUAGACUGCUCAACAUAGACAGCCCUCAGGUGGCCUCGGUGGUGGAGAGGUGGGCCAUGGAGCGACUGCAGGCUCCAUCCAAACCUGAGACUGGAAUGAUGGAGGGGAUGAUGACAACCGAGGCGGCUCUGAUGUAUGACGCUGUCUACAUGGUGGCUGCUGCCUCACAACGCACCUCCCAGAUCACCGUCAGCUCCCUGCAGUGCCACAGACACAAACCGUGGCGCUUUGGAUCACGCUUCAUGAGCAUGCUCAAAGACGCACAAUGGAACGGCUUGACGGGACAAAUAGUUAUAAACAAGACAGACGGCCUGCGGAAAGAAUUUGAUUUAGAUGUCAUCAGCCUCAAGGAGGAUGGCUUGGAGAAGACCAUCGCAGGCAACAACCGCCUGAAUAAAGUGUGGAAAAAGAUUGGUGUGUGGAACUCCCAAACAGGCCUUAAUUUAACAGAAACCAACAAGGACUCAUCCACUAAUGUGACUGACUCCAUGGCCAACAGAACCCUCAUUGUCACAACUAUUCUGGAAAAUCCUUAUGUGAUGUAUAAAAAAUCAGACAAACCUCUGUAUGGAAAUGAUCGCUUUGAAGGCUACUGCCUGGACCUGCUCAAAGAGCUGUCCAACAUUUUGGGCUUCUCCUACGAGGUGAAGCUGGUGUCUGAUGGCAAAUAUGGAGCUCAGAAUGACAAAGGAGAGUGGAACGGUAUGGUGCGAGAGCUCAUUGAUCAUGUGGCUGACCUUGCUGUGGCCCCACUUACUAUCACCUAUGUAAGGGAAAAGGUGAUAGAUUUCUCCAAGCCCUUCAUGACUCUGGGGAUUAGCAUCCUCUACCACAAACCCAACGGCACUAACCCAGGAGUGUUUUCCUUUCUCAACCCUCUGUCUCCUGAUAUCUGGAUGUAUGUGUUGCUGGCAUGCCUGGGUGUCAGCUGUGUGCUGUUUGUUAUUGCCAGGUUCACUCCCUAUGAAUGGUACAACCCUCACCCCUGCAACCCAGACUCAGAUGUUGUUGAAAACAACUUCACACUGAUAAACAGUGUAUGGUUUGGAGUUGGAGCUCUUAUGCAGCAAGGAUCCGAACUGAUGCCUAAGGCCCUGUCUACAAGGAUUGUUGGUGGCAUAUGGUGGUUCUUUACACUGAUCAUAAUCUCGUCAUACACUGCCAACUUGGCUGCCUUCCUGACAGUGGAGAGGAUGGACUCACCCAUCGACUCUGCAGAUGACUUGGCCAAGCAAACCAAAAUAGAGUACGGUGCUGUAAGAGAUGGCUCCACAAUGACCUUUUUUAAGAAAUCUAAGAUUUCAACCUAUGAAAAAAUGUGGGCAUUCAUGAGUAGCAGGAAAAACACGGCUUUGGUGAAAAACAAUCGUGAGGGCAUUCAGAGGGUUCUAACAACAGACUACGCUCUACUAAUGGAGUCGACCAGCAUUGAGUACAUCAGCCAACGUAACUGCAACCUCACACAGAUUGGAGGCCUGAUAGAUUCAAAGGGUUAUGGAGUAGGUACCCCAAUUGGCUCCCCUUACAGAGACAAAGUCACCAUCGCCAUCCUGCAGCUCCAGGAGGAAGGGAAGCUACACAUGAUGAAGGAGAAAUGGUGGAGAGGUAACGGCUGCCCGGAGGAGGACAGCAAAGAGGCCAGUGCUUUGGGUGUGGAGAACAUUGGAGGAAUCUUUAUCGUGCUGGCAGCUGGACUGGUGCUCUCAGUUUUUGUUGCAAUUGGGGAAUUUAUUUACAAAUCCAGAAAGAACUUGGACAUUGAGGAGGUUAGUGUUGGUCAGUGUGAAUGGCACAACAAAUAUUAA